Lethenteron reissneri (Far Eastern brook lamprey) is the source of this 3101-nucleotide messenger RNA. RefSeq names its product ILK associated serine/threonine phosphatase (gene ILKAP). NCBI's taxonomy places the organism in Eukaryota, Metazoa, Chordata, Hyperoartia, Petromyzontiformes, Petromyzontidae. Gene Ontology annotation, biological process: protein dephosphorylation. Gene Ontology annotation, molecular function: cation binding; protein serine/threonine phosphatase activity. The record is from RefSeq and is a predicted model, not a curated record.
GUGGAUAAAUCACUGAGUGAAUGAGUGAGUGGAUAAAUCACUGAGUGGAUGAGUGAGUAAAUGAGUGAGUGGAUGAGUGAGUGAGUGGAUACAUCACUGAGUGAAUGAGUGAGUGGAUAAAUCACUGAGUGGAUGAAUGAGUGGAUGAGUGAGUGACCUCAUUCGACUUUGGAACAGAGAUCUGCACCAGAAUUCGGGUCCGGCCCAACUCGACACGGGACCCAGUUCUAGAACGCGGCAGAGACAGCACUGAGUGUAAAACGAACGCGGUGCAAACCCAAUUCCGGAACAGGCGCCUUUAAUCCGGACUAACAACAAAAUAAAUAAAGAAUACGAAGCAUGGAUCUGUUCGGAGACUUACCAGAGCCGGCGGCAGAAGGGGCUAAGGAGCCGCCCGCCGCCGAAGACGCGGAACCCCGGCAAGAGCAGCGCGGAGCGAAGAGGAAAGCGGCGGCCAACGCUGACGAUCGUGACGAGCCCGAAAUCCACACAGAACCGGCCCUGCUGGAGCUGCGAGCCUUCGUGUCGGAGCGGAGGGGCGAACGCGACGAGAUGCAGGACGCCCACACGAUCAUCCCGUCUCUCACGGAGCGAUUACCCCACGGAGUCUCGCGCCUCGCCUACUUUGCCGUCUUCGACGGCCACGGCGGCUCCCGUGCCUCCUCCUUCGCCGCGCGUCACCUCCACCAGCAGCUGCUGCUGUGCCUGCCCCAGGGAGCCGUCUCCGACCUGGACAAGGAGAUCAGGAGGAGCCUCAGGGACGCAUUUAAGCAGACGGACGCCGCUUUCCUCAAGCUGGCAUCCAGCCAGAAGCCGGUGUGGAAGGACGGCACGACGGCCAUCUGUGCUCUGAUCGUCGACAACGUCGCCUACGUGGCCAACCUGGGAGACAGCAGGGCCGUGCUGUGCCGCGCUGCGAGCUCCGCCGUCCUCGCCGUGCCGCUGAGCCGCGAGCACAGCGCGGUGCAGUACGAGGAGCGCAUGCGGCUGCAGCGCGCCGGCGCCACGGUAAGGGACGGUAGAGUGCUGGGCGUGCUCGAGGUGUCUCGGUCGAUUGGCGACGGGCAGUACAAGCGGUGCGGCGUCAUCUCGACGCCCGACAUCAGGCGAUGCCAGCUCACGGCCAACGACAGGUUCCUUCUGCUGGCGUGUGAUGGUCUCUUCAAGGCGUUCACCGCUGACGAGGCGGUCUCCUUCAUCAACAAGAGCCUGGAGGUUCCCGAGGGGUCCUCCUCCUCGUCCUCGUCUGCGCGUGCCGAGCGCUGGGCGAGUUCGUGCGUCCGCGUGACCACCGAGGCGGUGCGCCGGGGGAGCGCUGACAACGUCACGGCUGUGCUGGUCCAGCUGCACUCGCCCCCGCAGUGACGUCAUCGCCGGUGACGCCCCCCCCGCAGUGACGUCAUCGCCGGUGACGCCCCCCGCAGUGACGUCAUCGCCGGUGACGCCCCCCCGCAGUGACGUCAUCGUCGUCGACGCACGCGCGCACACACACAUACACACACACACACAUACACACACAGAGACAUCGGUACACACACACAGACACACACACAAAGACACACGCACAAAGACACACAGACACACAGACACACACAGGUAGAUACAGACACACACAGUCACACAAACAUAGACACACAGACACACAAAUAUAGACACACAGACACACAAACACACAUACACACACAUACACACACAGACACACAAACACACAGGCUUGCUACUCACACGCGUUCUCAUGGCGAACGUUCGCCCACCGGCAAAUCCCUCGGGACGAAUUUCGACGUCCGUCCCACCACCACACCACCACUACACCACCCCCCCCCACUGUCUUCGCUCUCUUGUCGUCACGCUAAGAUCAAGUUCAGGUCACGUGACCGCGUCGAUGUCGUUAGAGCCCCGCCCACCGCCCGACGCAGCCAAUCGGUGAGCUUCAGUGUCACGGGAACGGAGCUCACUCAGUUCGUGACGAAUACAGCACUCGUGUGUAGUGUAUAGUGUAGUGUAUAGUUUAUAGUGUGGUAUAUAGUUUACAGUGUAGUGUAUAGUAGUUUACAGUGUAGUGUAUAGUACAUAGUGUAGUGUAUAGUUUAUUGUGUAGUGUAGUGUAUAGUUUAUUGUGUAGUGUAGUGUAUAGUUUCUAGUGUAAUUUCGAUUUAAAGCUUUCAUGACAGCAGAGAUUCAUCUUCUUGGUUCUUUCGGUAAAGUCACGUAGAAGGGAAAUAAUAAAAGUAUUUUUAUUAUUUUAUUAUUUCCCUUCUACGUGACUUUACCGAAAGAACCAAGAAGAUUAUAAUGUAGUGUAUAGUGUAGUGUAUCGUAGUGUAUAGUGUCAUGUAUAGUAGUGUAUAGUGUAGUGUAUACUAGUUUAUAGUGUAGUGUAUAGUUUAGUGUACAGUAUAGUGGUGUAUAAUAGUGUAGUGUAUAGUGGUAUAUAGUGUUUAUUGUAGUAUAUUGGUGUAUAGUAGUGUAGUGUGUAGUAUAGUGUAUAGUGUAGUGUAGUACACUAGUACAGCACACCGGUUGUAUGUUGGAGAGCAAAGCCACGACAUUUACAAUCCGAGCCCCGUGACGUUUCGCCGGUAAUCACAACGACGGCUUCAUCAGGCGACAGCCGCGGAUUUGUGGAGAAAUCCUCUUCCUGCUUUGCUGAAUGAAUAAGAGGGGAUAGACGUGAUGGCACCACUUGUGAGCGCUUCUUUGGUCGAGUUGGGAGGGGAUUAAUGCCUUUAAAUCACCGUGGGUAUCCAUUGCCGCGUGGGUUCCUCGUACGGUCAUCAAUGGACGGUAAGCUGUGUGAGUGGUUCGUCGGAAAUGGGCCUUCCAUAAAUGACGUCACGCGAUUUUGGACGAUUUUUGACCCCCCCCCCCCCCUCGUCACAAAAAGUCAGACCCCCCCCCUCAAAUAUGACGUCACAAAGCUCUGCCCCCCUCUCCCCCCCCCAAAACCAUAUUUACAUUUUGAAAAUAAAAGAUGCUUCAAAUCGCUUUAAACUAUUGUCAUUGUAGUGCGUAUUUAACGUGGCGCUGCACUCAACAAUUCUAUAUUUAUUUAAAGUUGCGCAUUUUGAUGUGACGUCACAUUUCUCAAACCCCCCCCCCCC